Molecule: messenger RNA, 2568 nt
Organism: Dermacentor andersoni
Lineage: Eukaryota; Metazoa; Arthropoda; Arachnida; Ixodida; Ixodidae
Product: sodium-coupled monocarboxylate transporter 1-like
Biological process (GO): sodium ion transport; transmembrane transport
Cellular component (GO): membrane
Molecular function (GO): symporter activity
Source: RefSeq, a predicted model, not a curated record
CGGGGACUACGAUUAGCGACUAGAGCAUAAUAAUGUAAAGAAGGUUUUUAUUGCCGUAUCGCCCUUACACACAUUCCCUCUACGUUUAUGCGUAGAGAUGCUGAAGUCCGUCCAGUCCCUUGAAGUACUUGUAGUGUAGCAGACGGUAUUAGUUAAGUACACUGUCACAUCUCUAGUCUCGACUCUGCCACUUCAUAUUCCACUAGAAGCUUGAGUCAUCACCUGAAUCGCAGUCACUGAGCACAACGGGUACACGUGUCGGAAGGAGGAACAAUCCCAUAGGCACUGCUCGACUGGUGUCUUUACUAUUUGAAACGAAUGUCUUUCGUGUGUGUUAUUCGCGAAAAUGCUAUUUCAUUUCUAAUAACAGUUUCUGUCAGAGAUUUUUUUACCUUCCUAUCAAUCUUCUGCGUCCAUACCCUAGAUUUGCAUGCGCUAAAUUGAAUGCCAUCGGGCGGUCGACUGAACUUCCUGCCUCACGCAACACGCUGCAGCCUCGGGAUGACGUCAUCGCUGGUAAGCCGAUUCACGAUCUGGGACUACCUGGUGUUCUGCGGCAUGCUCGCGGUGUCGACGGCCAUCGGCGUCUACUACGCGUUCUUCGGCACCAAGAAGGUGUCCACCGACGAGUUCCUGAUGGGCGGCCGCCAGCUGACCGCGUUUCCCGUGGCGCUCUCCAUCCUGGCCAGCUUCAUGUCGGCCAUCACGCUGCUCGGCACGGCCUCCGAGAUGUACCUGGCGGGCACCCAGUACAUCGUCAUCUGCGUCUCCUACUGCUUCGUCAUUCCCGCCACGGCCUACUUCUACAUGCCCAUCUUCCACCACUUGCAGCUGACCAGUGCCUACGAGUACCUCGAAAUACGCUUCAACAAAGUUAUACGAUCCAUGGGAAGUGUAACAUUCUCGCUUCAAAUGUUGAUUUAUAUGUCAAUCGUGUUGUACGCGCCCGCCCUGGCACUCUCUCAAGUGACCGGCAUUUCCACCUGGACAUCGGUUCUGUCUCUAGGAUUUGUUUGCACUUUCUACACGAGCAUCGGCGGCAUGAAGGCUGUCGUGUGGACGGACGUCUUCCAAAUUGGGCUAAUGUUCGGAUCCAUGAUCAUGGUCGUCAUUCGAGGGACUAUCGACCUCGGGGGACUCGGAUACGUCUUUGACAGGGCGUCCGAAGGUGGACGUCUGGAAUUGUUCAACUUCAACCCCAGCCCGACCGAGCGGCACACGGUGUUCGGCAUGACCAUCGGCACCUACUUCACCUGGAUGUCCGUGUACGGCGUGAGCCAGGCCAUGGUGCAGCGCUACCUCACCAUACCCACAAUUCAGGGCGCACGCAAGGCUAUCUGGAUCAACCUUCCGGGCCUGUCGUUCUUGAUGCUCAUCUGUGCCAUGGCGGGCCUGGUCAUGUACGCUCGCUACCACGACUGCGACCCAAUCAUGACCAAGAAAGUUAGCGCGCCAGACCAGCUCCUUCCUCUCUACGUCAUGGACAUCCUGGGCAAAUUCACGGGUGUCCCUGGACUUUUCGUCUCGGGCAUUUUCAGCGGAGCACUCAGCACCGUCUCCUCCGGAGUAAACUCGCUGGCGGCUGUCACCCUCGAGGACGUCGUGAAACGCUACAUCGUGGAAGAUAUGAGCGAUCGCUCUGCCACUACGCUCACCAAGGUCCUGGCGCUGACAUUUGGGUGCACCGCCAUUGCACUGGUCUACGCCGCGCAGAGUAUGGGCAACGUCUUACAGGCCGCUCUGUCAAUCUUUGGCAUCGUCGGAGGACCGCUGCUGGGAGUUUUCACCCUCGGCAUAUUUUUUCCCUUUGCAAAUAGCAUCGGGGCCGGCGUGGGCAUAGUGACGUCACUGGUAGUGACCUUCUGGAUUGGCAUCGGCGCCUUUUACUACAAGCCGGCGCAUCGAAUGGCUAGGCGCUCGGUGAUGGGUUGCCUGCAGGAGUACAUCAACGUGACGCACCAGGACCCUGCGAACGUGACUUUCCCCGUGCUUCUUGACCCGGAUGUAGCCAACAAGGAGAUACUCUACGUCUACCGGAUCUCGUAUGUCUGGUACAGCAUGAUUGCCAGCAUGCUGGUCAUCUUCGUCGGAAUCAUCGUUAGCCUUAUCACUGGUGAGUGUCACAGACGCGGAGCCCUUUAAUUAUCACCUUCGAAGAACUGCGCAUUUCGAGGUUUGUGUGGAGGUAAACAAUAAUAGUGCAAGUAUUUUGACAAGUGUAACAAGCAUAGCGAUUAACAGCCAAUAACAACAUCGUAAAGUGGAUGCUUUUUGUUUGGGUUGUUUCUUCACGGUCGUCUAAGGAUGCCGGUUAUCUUACAUAGUAAGACAAAAGCCAGAGAACCAAGAUGCAAAAAAAAAGGAAACGAUAAGAACUCGGACAUUUACGUGUUAACAAAAGUUUGGAGGACGCUUAAGAUUGGCCUUUAAGAGUAGAACACGAUAGCACUCAAAGAUCCCUGACUGCUGCUGACGCUUCCCGGCAACUGCAGCUAGCUUAUGUAACCGUAACGUUUACCGGGAAACGCUGGCGGCGAACGCUAUGCACGAAGGAGAGCUUUCUGGUAG